AUUUGAAAAACCGCCUCUCCUGGCCUUUCCUCCCUCCUCCCUCCCGGAGAAAGUCUCUCUGCCUCUGCUCUGGUCCGCCCUUUGGGGUCUCGCGCUCGCGACUCCUUGUCCUCGGGCGGCGCGCCUCGCCACUCGCCAUGGCCGCCUCCUCUUCCGAGGUGAGGGCCGCGACCGCGAGCAGGAGGAUCGUCGAUUACCUCAACGACGGCGAGGAGCUCGGGGCCGAGGGCGCGGUGGUGGAGACGCCGCCGUGCACCCCUGCGGCGGCGGCGGCGGCGGCGGUUGCGGUUGCGGUUGCGGUGGGGGAACCGGCGAGGUCGUUGGCGCUGCCCAGGUUCAGGUGGCCGCGGCUGGUCAGGCACAGGCUCCGGAGAAAGGGAGGCGACGACAAGGGGAAGCAGGAGGAGGUCGUGGUGGACAAGGGCGACGACCUUCCCGUGGCGGCCGCCGUGUCUACCUCAGGAUGCUUAUCAUCAGCGGCGAGCGAUAAGAGGCAUUCCGACCUCGGCGUCGGGCUAAGCCUGGUGUUCCUCCUGGCCAAGACGUCCGACGAGUUCAACAAGAUGGUGAAGGUGCGCACGGAGAUGGAGGAGCUCCUGAAAGAGAUCAGAGACGAGGUUCGGAUCAAGAGCGGCGGCACCGGUGCCGGCACCGGCACAGAGGGCGCCCACGACGCAACGAAGGACCGCAACCGCGAGUCCACCACGUCGAGCUGCAUCACUACCGACGGCAACGAGGUCCAGAGCGCUCGCGCUCGCAUGGAGUACCAGGCCGCCGCCUCGUCGUCUGGCGUGGAGCUCGCGGGCUACGAGAAAGAGAAGUCGUCGUCCGAGGAGGGUGGAGGUUGCUGUGCGAGGAUGGACGUGCUCGAGGAGGAGUUCCACGCCGAGAUGGAGCUGCUUCAGGUUAACUACGGCUCCUCAGAGACACCGUCGUUUCUGCCUGACCCUGAAGAAGAAGAGGAGCACUAUUCCGAGCCGUACGACGAGAUGGCCGACUACCGUAAUGGAAUUGAUGACGAUUCAGGGGGAGUUGUUGAGGACGACGACGAUGGCGAUGGCGACGACGACGACGACGACGGUAACGCUGAGUAUAACGGAGUUUCUGCCGUACAGCUAGAGAGAAGGCUCCACGAGCUUCUCCAUGAAAGAAACCGGGACAGGAUUGAGGAGCUGGAAGCUGCGCUGCGGUGUGCGGAGCAGAAGCUCGUUGAGAAAGAAAUGGAGGUGUCCUUGUGGAAAGACACGGCUAAGUUUGCACUGAGAGAGGACAAGGAGCUGCAGUGACAGUGAGCAUCAAAGUUCGCCCGCUCUGUUUCAGUCAUACAACUCUUUUGCGCACGAUUCAUCGGCUGUACAUGAUCACGGCCGAAGGAGGAUUUUGGGCAAACAAGGUUUGCCAUGGCGAACUGGAGAAUGGAUCUCUGUGGAAGAUAUAGUGAACCUGUUCAUACCAAAGUUUAGUGUUAGCAUAUUAGAUCUCCAGAGAACGUUUUGGGUUCCGGUAAAAUCAGUAGAAUACUGUGUAACAGUGUAAGUUAGCCUCACUGGUGUACGGAUCCAUAUACGAGAUUGGAUACUGCAUGUUUCUGCUUGCGCAGCCCAUGACAUGGAUGGAUCAUGUAUUCAUGUGUGAAAUCAGACUUCUCGUGUUUGUCUUUUAAAAUUUGUCCACAAAUGUGAACACUUCUAGACAGAUUUAACACUGUAACUUAUGGCAUUGAUUACCCAAAUAGUGAAAUAGGCAAGAUUCAA
This is a messenger RNA of Sorghum bicolor (sorghum), 1754 nucleotides long. Its product is annotated as protein POLAR LOCALIZATION DURING ASYMMETRIC DIVISION AND REDISTRIBUTION. The record is from RefSeq and is a predicted model, not a curated record. Gene Ontology annotation, biological process: asymmetric cell division. Bases 138 to 1286 code for a protein of 382 amino acids. The transcript has 3 exons. NCBI's taxonomy places the organism in Eukaryota, Viridiplantae, Streptophyta, Magnoliopsida, Poales, Poaceae.